GGGUUUUCCUUCAGCAGCUCAGUUAUGCAUUGUGCUACUUCUGCUCUGAAGCCACGAAGUAAGAGCUACAUCUCAUGCCCAGCUGAGGCUCAGCCUCUCCGUAGGAGGGUCCACAGAGGGUACGAAGCUAUGAAAAACCUGGGAAGGACUUCUCUGAAGGCUGGGUUUGGCUUUCUCUCCUUUUCUCCGCCAUGUCUUCUCACAAGACUUUCAGAAUCAAGCGCUUCCUGGCUAAGAAACAGAAGCAGAACUGUCCCAUUCCCCAGUGGAUUCGGAUGAAAACUGGGAAUAAAAUCAGGUACAACUUCCGGAGGAGACACUGGAGAAGGUCAAAUGUGGGUCUGUAA
Messenger RNA from Erinaceus europaeus (western European hedgehog), 347 nucleotides. RefSeq names its product large ribosomal subunit protein eL39-like. The coding region runs from base 192 to 347 and encodes 51 amino acids. NCBI's taxonomy places the organism in Eukaryota, Metazoa, Chordata, Mammalia, Eulipotyphla, Erinaceidae. Gene Ontology annotation, cellular component: ribosome; cytosolic large ribosomal subunit. Gene Ontology annotation, biological process: translation. Gene Ontology annotation, molecular function: structural constituent of ribosome. The record is from RefSeq and is a predicted model, not a curated record. The transcript is spliced from 2 exons.